This is a messenger RNA of Trypanosoma rangeli, 1743 nucleotides long. RefSeq names its product putative aldehyde dehydrogenase. The coding region runs from base 1 to 1743 and encodes 580 amino acids. Lineage: Eukaryota; Euglenozoa; Kinetoplastea; Trypanosomatida; Trypanosomatidae. The record is from RefSeq and is a predicted model, not a curated record. The transcript has a single exon. Gene Ontology annotation, molecular function: aldehyde dehydrogenase (NAD+) activity.
AUGCUCUAUGGAAUUAUUCUGCUGGUAUUGCUGGAGUGGAAGCUGGGUCUGUUGCGCUCCCUGCUUACGGUGGUACUCCACACGGUGGAGCGUUACUCGGCGCCAACCAUCACGGUAUCCUUGCCGAGGACAAAGUUUGAUGUGGCGCCAGCCGCGAACCCCCUCACACCCCGAUCAGGGCCCCCAGGUACAAUACAGUGCUAUGAUAAGGGCACGAAUACACAGAUUGGUCUUGUAACCGUCACGACUCCAGACGAGGUGCGUGCGGCGGUCUCUCGGGCCCGAAUCGCCCAAAAGUCCUGGGCAAAGACGUCCUUUUCAACAAGACGAAAGUUGCUUUUUAGUUUGAUGGAUUACGUCUUGCAGCACCAGAGCUUUAUUUGUGAAACUGCCUGCGUGGAGUGUGGAAAAACUAUGAUAGACGGUUCACUUGGUGAAAUGCUCACCACUCUGGAGAAGCUUCGCUGGACGGCGGCGUAUGGAGAGGAUGUCUUAGCUGAAGAGGUACGAGACGUAGGCCUCAUGACGUUUCACAAGCGCGCCGCCGUGAAUUACGUUCCUUUUGGUGUUAUUGGGGCCAUUGUGUCGUGGAAUUAUCCCUUCCAUAAUAUUUAUGGGCCAAUGAUAUCCGCAUUAUUUGCUGGCAACGCAUUUGUGGGAAAGGUAUCUGAAUACUCUUCCUACUACGCGGCAUAUUAUCAGUCUAUUGUGAGGGAAGGCUUGAAGAAUUUGGGUCAGUCUCCGGAUCUUGUGACGUUUGUCACGGGGUUUGCGGAAACGGGGGAGACGCUUGUUAGUUCCGUAGAUAAGCUCACAUUUAUUGGCUCCCCCGCCAUUGGGAAACUCGUUAUGCGCAACGCCUCAGCGACACUUACUCCUGUUGUAUUAGAACUUGGCGGCAAGGAUCCUGCGGUGGUGUGUGACGAUGUGGACUUGGAUCAGGUGGUUCCUAUCAUUUUGCGUGGCACGUACCAAAACUGCGGUCAAAAUUGCGUUGGACUGGAACGUGUUAUUGUGCAGGAGUCCAUUCACGAUUGCCUAGUUGAAAGGCUGGAAAAGGCUGUCAAGACACUAACGCAAGGUCCGGCCUCGCAGGGAUUGUAUGACAUGGGAGCUAUGACAAUGGGAGAGGCCUCUCUACAGAAAAUUCAGAAGCUUGUCGACGAUACCGUCGCAGCAGGUGCCACUCUUGUUUGUGGUGGUAAACCCAGCAAUGGUUUUUUCCCACCAACCAUCCUGAAGAACGUCACACCUACGAUGCCUAUUGCGAGGGAAGAAGUCUUUGGGCCUGUGCUUGUCGUGAUGAAGUUUAAAACCGACGAGGAUGCAGUGAAAAUGGUCAACGCAUGUGAGUAUGGUCUGGGCUCGAGUGUCUUUUCAGAGGACAUCAAGCGUGCGAGACGGAUUGCAGACCAACUAAGGUCAGGAAUGACGAACAUCAACGACUUUGGCAUUAAUUACCUUUGUCAGUCGUUGCCCUUUGGCGGGGUAGGAGUCAGUGGAUUUGAUCGAUUUGCCGGCAGAGAAGGUCUUCGUGGCAAUUGCGUUGUGCGGGCCUCAACGACAGACCGCAUCCCCGGUGUGAAGACGGUCAUACCGCUCAUUCUACAAUACCCAAUCACGGAUGCCGCUUUUACCUUUAUGGAAUCCCUAUCGCAAGUUAUAUACGGGCCGAUGCUGUCUUCUAUGAAGGCAUUGAUUAAACUCUUCUCUAUUAAACCUGAAACCUCGAAGAAGUACUAA